This is a messenger RNA of Molossus molossus (Pallas's mastiff bat), 1138 nucleotides long. RefSeq names its product ISY1 splicing factor homolog (gene ISY1). Gene Ontology annotation, cellular component: post-mRNA release spliceosomal complex; post-spliceosomal complex; Prp19 complex. Gene Ontology annotation, biological process: generation of catalytic spliceosome for second transesterification step; mRNA 3'-splice site recognition. Bases 100 to 957 code for a protein of 285 amino acids. The transcript has 11 exons. NCBI's taxonomy places the organism in Eukaryota, Metazoa, Chordata, Mammalia, Chiroptera, Molossidae. The record is from RefSeq and is a predicted model, not a curated record.
UCGGUCAGUUAGAAUCUUCAGUUCCCGUCAGUGUUGGCCUUCCUUGAGGCUGGAAAGUUCUCUGGCCACGCGGUCCGAGGGUGGCCCCUAACUUGCACGAUGGCCCGAAAUGCAGAAAAAGCCAUGACGGCCUUAGCAAGAUUUCGCCAAGCUCAAUUGGAAGAGGGAAAAGUGAAGGAACGAAGACCCUUCCUUGCCUCAGAAUGUACUGAGUUGCCCAAAGCUGAGAAGUGGAGACGACAGAUCAUUGGAGAGAUCUCUAAAAAAGUGGCUCAAAUUCAGAAUGCUGGUUUAGGUGAAUUCCGAAUUCGUGACCUGAAUGAUGAAAUUAACAAACUGCUAAGAGAAAAAGGACACUGGGAGGUCCGGAUAAAGGAGCUGGGUGGUCCUGAUUAUGUAAAAGUUGGCCCUAAAAUGCUGGAUCAUGAAGGAAAAGAAGUCCCAGGAAAUCGAGGUUACAAAUACUUUGGAGCAGCAAAAGAUUUGCCUGGUGUUAGAGAGCUAUUUGAAAAAGAACCUCUUCCUCCUCCAAGAAAGACACGUGCUGAGCUCAUGAAGGCAAUUGAUUUUGAAUACUACGGAUACCUAGAUGAAGAUGAUGGUGUUAUUGUGCCUUUGGAACAGGAAUAUGAAAAGAAAUUCAGAGCCGAAUUAGUGGAAAAGUGGAAAGCAGAGAGAGAGGCUCGGCUGGCAAGAGGAGAAAAGGAAGAGGAGGAGGAAGAGGAGGAAGAGAUCAACAUCUAUGCUGUCACUGAGGAGGAGUCUGAUGAGGAAGGCAACCAGGAGAAAGGAGGGGAAGAUGAACAGCAGAAGUUUAUCGCUCAUGUCCCUGUGCCAUCGCAGCAAGAGAUCGAGGAGGCACUUGUGCGAAGGAAGAAGAUGGAACUCCUCCAGAAGUACGCAAGUGAGACCCUGCAGGCCCAGAGCGAAGAGGCCAAAAGACUCAUGGGAUAUUAGGGCUGAGCGAGGGCUUUCUUUGGGGUUUGGAAAUCUGUUGGGGGUUCUUCAGUCCCAGCAGGCCCUUGCAUUAACCCACGGGGCUCUGCUGUCCUGGGGCUGCAGACUGCAGGCUAGUGCUGCAGGGCUUCCUGCUACUUAUUGCCAUCCAUUCUUUUACCUUUUCUCACCUCAUCUACUG